AAAUGCAUGAGUCGGCGCCUGCGCGCUAGAGGCCAAGGGCAGCUGCCGAAAAGUUUGGAGGUAUAUAAAGCCUGGCGUUCCCAAGCCACACCGUCAGUUGUUCUAUAAUCCGCUCCGAAGUCGCAACUAUUCCAGCAAGAUGACCGGCUGGUUCCUUUUGACCGUCGUUGGGGCGCUGGUCGCCGCUGUCUCCGCCCUUCCUGACCCUGGGUACGGUCCCCCACCCGCCCCCUGCUACCCGAAAACCGAGUACGUCACGAAGUACGAUACCCAGAUUCAGCAGGUUCCAGUCUACGAAACAGUCUACAAGCAGCAGUACAUCCCGACCACAGUCUACGAACCGGUCUACAAGACAGUCUACAACACCAAGUACAACACCCAGUACGUUCCCCAGUACGUCACCCAGACCGAAUACCAGACACAAGUCAAGUACGUCACGGACUACCAGACUCAGUACCAAACCAUCUACAAGACUCAGUACAUCACCAAGGUAGACUACGUACCACAGUACAUCACUCAGACUGCCUACCAGACAGUCUACAAGACCCAGGUCCAGUACCAGACCGUCUACAAGACCGAGUACCAGCCACAGUACGUCACCACAACCCAGCUGCAGUACCAGACAGUCUACAAGACCCAGAUCGUACCAGACUACCAGACUGUCUACAAGACUGUGCAGACCUACAAGACUGUGUGCCCUAAACCUGCUUACGGGUAUGGAUAUUAGGACGUUCUACAGUUUCAACCCUGACUUGGUGACUUUAUCUCUACGAGGGUCGUAGGAUCCUCUACAAGAUUGUAGGGUCCUCUACAGGAGUCAUAGGAUUCUCUACCAAGGUAAUAGGAUCUUCUACAAGGAUUUAGGGUCCUCUACAGGAGUCAUAGGAUUCUCUACCAAGGUAAUAGGAUCUUCUACAAGGAUUUAGGGUCCUCUACAAUGAUCGUAGGACCUACAAGGAACAUAGGACCCUCUACAAUGAUCGUAGGACCUACAAGGAACAUAAGACCCUCUACAGUGAUAGUAGGAUCUUCUAUAAGGAUCUAGGGUCCUCUACAAGGAUCGUAGGACCUACAAGGAACAUAGGACACUCUACAAUGAUCGUAAUAUUUUCUACAAGGAUCGUAGGACCCUGUUGUUGAUAAGUCACCAAAAGAAUGUAUAAAGAUUACACCUUUUACACUAUUUUUAUUACACAAUAAAAACAAUUAUUUUAAA
Macrobrachium nipponense is the source of this 1216-nucleotide messenger RNA. RefSeq names its product adhesive plaque matrix protein-like. The transcript is spliced from 3 exons. Bases 140 to 727 code for a protein of 195 amino acids. The record is from RefSeq and is a predicted model, not a curated record. Lineage: Eukaryota; Metazoa; Arthropoda; Malacostraca; Decapoda; Palaemonidae.